AGGCGAGGUAGCUGGGGGUAAGCACACAGAUAGAAAGCUUUAGAAAGCAGCUUCUGCACUGUAUUUUGAAUGAACUGUCUUUUAUCCAAACAGUCUUGCUGUAGUAGUAGGGAUUGAUAGCUGUCUCUUUGUGCAUCGCAUCUGUGGAUGGCAGGAUUUUCUUUUAAUAGAAUAAAAUAAAUGUAAAUGUCCGCUGUAGGGGAGCUGAGGGAGAUAGACGAGCUGCUUAAAGUUACUCAAUACAUCAGCAUAGGAGUCAGGAGUAACACUCAGACUUUGCUUUUCAAGAUUUUUUUUUUGUGUGCUAUACGAUACCUUUUCUUUUUUUCCCCUCAGCUGUUCAGGAAUUUAAGGUAUUCUAAGAAUAGAGGUAAGUUAGAAGCGUGGUGGUUGCUGAGCAGGUGUUUAUUGUCUACUGCAUGACUAAUUAACCUGCUAGUGUAAUGGUGGUGAUGAUCACAACAGGAAUUGCAUCUGGGUGCCCAAGUGCAGCCAGCUGUGAUAGUGCUGACAGUAAGGGCGCCCUGCCUGAGCUCUGCUGAGGAGGAGCUGCACUCACUGCUUUCUUGUAUCCUCAGGAGCUUUACCUGUGUGCUACUGAAAGGUCAUGUCAUUAUUGCAGGGGAUCAAUAUCCAGCGUGCUGUUAGUGAACAGCUGCCAUCUAAGUAAAGAAUAAGGAACAGGCUUUUGUUUACUAGUUAGUAAAUUGAGUAACUCUUGGCUUGGACAAUUGAUAGGAAAUGUAGCUCAAGGUCUUGAAGGAAAAACAAAACCCAAACCCUUACCUGUACACACGUCAGGGGUACAGCAGUGUAACUGUUAUCUGAGUCUAAAAAGGUUAGAUUUUCAUUAUUUAGCUUUGAAAUGUAGUUAUUGACUGAUGGGAAAAAUAAGAGACUGUUGCUCUUUAAAAGAAAGCAUGACUUGCUAGGAUAUAACUUCUGUAGCUAAUUUAUUUUGUUAUUUUUUGCUUAGCUCCUGCUUGUACUGCUUCUAUCUCUGUAGAACAUGAGACAGAAGAACCACAUGUCAGUUGAGCUGGUUUAUUACCCCACUCGCUAUUAAGUGUAUUACAGUUGAUGGUUGCAAAGUACAGUCUUGCGUUUUGUUUGUCAGCGAGUCUUUCACAGAUGAUCCUCAGGCUUGGAUGCUCUCUAGACUUCCUCAAAUCCAGAUUGCUCUGGAUUCCCAUUCGUGUUGGUGAGAAUUAGCUAUGGGUUUUUCCGUGUCUCUAGAUUUCUCAGCAGAGACCAUCUGAGUAGGAAAAGGCACAACCACUGUUGAUUUCCAACGAUGUGUGUGCACUGAUUUAGUAUUUUUAAGGACACCACAAACAUUUGAACUCAGAGUAGUCAAAACCUGUUCUGGUAAACGUGCACAGAGUUCAAAGGUGUAUCCUACUGUCAUUUCUGCUUCUCUUUAUGUGAAUUUGCACUCUCGAGCCUCUAUCUCUAAGUGCUGUUUUAGUAUUUUUUGGGGACCUUUUCCCUUAAAGAGCCUGAGAGCCUAUGGAGCUCGCUUUCUAUGACUCAUUCAUUUUUUUUCUAGUUGUGAAUUUUCUUCUAAUGCUGCCAACUUCAGCUGGUCUCACAUUCAAAACAUUUGCUUUAGCUGUAAAGCAUAGAUAGCCCUUUGUAUGCUGAAAUGUCUCACCUUUCUCUUUCUGGAGUUUGUGGUGUUUGAAUACAAACUGAAGAAUGCUGAAUUUAUUUACCAGGGUGGUAGCUGUCAUGUUGUUGUUGUAAGUUACUUUGUAGUGAAGUUCCUGGCAUCUGUUGCAGACAGGCGGAGACUUCCAGCUGUUAUUUUUGUCUUCUCUGUUCAGAAAGAAUGAUGCGAGUAUACAGUAAAACAGAAAAACAAUGAGAUAACAUCAGUUCUCUACAUUUAUAGCUAAGUCAACAAAAAGCUUGAUUUUAAACUAUACAAAAUCUGGGGGGUUUUCCUACAUGUGUGUAAAAUACAAGGUACUCUGCUGAAGUCUUCAUUUAAAAUUUAAGGAAGUUGUUAUUAAAAGCAGUGAAUUAAUAUUAAGUUUAUUUUUUUUUAGUCAGUUUAGUUGAUCUUUAUCAAAGAAUCAUGGAGAUUGGGAAAAGACCACUAAGAUCACCCAGUCCAACUGUCAGCCCACCCCCACCACCUCCACUGCCCACGUCCCUCAGUGCCACAUCCACACAGCUCUUGAACACCUCCAGGGACGGUGACUGCACCACCUCCCUGGGCAGCCUAUGCCUGUCUUUCAGAGAAGUGCUUCCUAAAAUCCAAGCUGAACCACCCUUGGCACAACUUGAGGCCAUCACCUCUUUUUCUGUCACUGUUACCUGGGAGAAGAGGCCAACCCCCCACCUCACCACAACCUCCAUUUGGGUGAUUGAAGAGAAUGAUGAGGUUUCCUCUGAGCCUCCUCUUCUCUAGACUAAGUUCCUUUAGCUGUUUCUCAUAAGACCUGUAGUCCAGACCCUCCACCAGCUUUGUUGCCCUUCUUUGAACUCAAGGCCAGUGCCUCUAUUUUUUUUUUUUGUAGUAAGGGGGCCUGAAACUGCAUACAGUAUUUGAGGUACAGUCCCACUGGUGCCCAGCACAGAAGGAUGAUCUCCUCCCUGCUCCUGCUGGCUGCACUGUUUCUGAUACAAGCCAGGAUGCUGCUGGCUUUCUUGGUCACCAGGGCACACUGCUGGCUCACAUUCAGCUGGCUGUUGACCAGUACACCCACAUUCUUCAUUCAGCUUGCCAGCCACUCUACCCCAAGCCUGUGACAUUGCAUGGGGUCAUGACCAAAGUGCAGGACCUGUCAUUUGGUCUUGUUGAACCUCAUACGGUUGGCCUCAGCCUAUCCAAAUCCCUCUGUAGAACCUUCCUAUCUUAAAGCAGGUUAUUCUCUAUAUUUGACACUUGUUAUAAAUAAAACUCUUUGGACAGAAUGGGGAUGUUUGAGAAAUUCUCUGUAGGAAAGCUGGAAUUUUGGUCAUUGUUCAGGGGGUGUUUGGGUGAGUGUUGGAGGUGAUGAUUGCUGCUGACACUAAAAUCUGCAGUGAGCUAGCAGGUGGUAUUUUAUUGUUUUAAGGCUUCAAAUGAUGUCUUGACAUCCACAUCUUAGUGCUAUUACUUUUGAUCAGUGAAGGAAUUUUCCUGUUGGAAUGGGAUUUCUGUUUAUCUUCUUUCUUUGCAACCCCGAGAGACUUGAUCGUUACGGCAUGUUGUGAAGCGUGGCCUGAUUGAUGUGAGAAAGAACUACUUGACUUGAGUGUUCUGUGUCAGUGUACACAAACUGUGUGCUUUGUUGUCCUUAGCAAAAUGGGAAUGUUUCUCCUCAGCAUCAAAUACUUGGGAGAGUGAUUGUGUCAACUCUUCUAGAAGUGGUUUGCUAGGAAGAUGUACAGCAGAAGGCACUUGCUGAUUUUUUAUUUUAAUCUGUUUGAGGUUUUUUUAUAUAAAAGUUAGAAUUAAUUCCACAUAAGUUAUAAUGCAGAUAUUCUAUAUUUGCAAAAUGCCAUACAAAACUUUCUUCGGGACUCUUUAGCUGGCUGAAUUUUGUAGACAUAGCUAAUCUUGAAGCAGUUCUUUCUUCCUGCUGUGGGUGUGCAGAACCCAGCUUAACUCUACACAUGUUUUUGUCAGCUUCAGUGACAACUUGAUGCUUUAGAGCUUCCUUCACCUCAGGCACAACACUUCCCUCAUUGACCACAGGAUGUUAAUUUGAAUGUGAGCUCUGCAUGUGUUGUACUGCUGAACAUGAAAGUCAGUCUGCCUUGUGCCAGGUCUUUGUGUGUGGAUGAGCAAUUUUCUUCUGGUAUAAUGUUCCCACUCUUAGACUAUCUAUUCCAAGAUAGUAUUAUCUAUUAUGUUCUGUCUGUAACUUAGCAACGGUAGUUCCUUAUAGCUUGACGUGGGACUCAGCCAUAGUGAUUAUCAUCUUUGGAAUAUAUGUAUACUAGUGUCAAAUGGAGGACACCUCAUGGUUUUCCUGAAGAUCUGCACUGGAGUGACUCUUGACUUCUUUCCCUAGCAGUGUCUCCUUCAGAGGAUUAACUAACUGGCCUGCCUCAUUCUGCCAUCAGCUAGGAGUUCAGGAGAAGUAACUUCUAAUUAUUGGAAAAAUAGAAGCAUGCUUUCCACUGAGGCUUAUGCUAACAUCUGUGAUACAGAAUGUCUCUAAGUGAGAAGAACAGCGUGGUUUUUGCAUACGAGUCUUCAGUACACAGUACCAAUGUACUUCUCAGUCUCGAUGAUCAGAGAAAGCAAGAUAUUCUUUGUGAUGUCACUAUUUUAGUGGAAGACCAGCGAUUUCGGGCUCACAAAGCUGUGCUUGCAGCUUGCAGUAGUUACUUCCUUUCAAGAAUUGUGGGCCAGUUGGAUGCUGAUCUUAUCAUCACUUUACCAGAAGAGGUAACACUUAAAGGAUUUAGUCCCUUGCUUCAGUUUGCAUACACAGCUAAGCUUAUUUUAAAUAAAGACAACGUGUCUGAAGUUUGCAAGUGUGCUGAAUUCUUGGGCGUACGGAACAUUGAAGAGUCUUGCUUUCAGUUUCUCAAAUUCAAAUUUUUGGACUGUAAAUCAGAUCAAGAGUGUCCUAGGAAGAAAUGCUGCACGCAGCAUUGCAGGAAAGUAAACCCUAAGAUUAGCAGCGUGGAUGAUGGAGACUUAGAAAUAGAUGAUGAAGCAGAAGAACUUAUAGAAAAAGAGUAUAUUCAAACCUCUCACACAAAGCUCUGUAAAGAUGAUGAAAAUGCUAAAGCAUCACCUGCCCUUCAAGAUAAUACCAACCCAACCUCAGAUCCUAUGCAUUUAGAAAAAGGCAAUGUUUCCAGCUCAUCUUCCCAGUGCCCCAAGUAUAGGAAAUUCCAGAAAGCUUUCGGAAAUGACAAAGUUCAUACUUCAGAUUCCAGUUCCAGUACUAAAGACAUUCAGGUGCCACCAACUGUAACUUUUAUCGAGAAAGAAAUACCUGAUAAUGACAGCACACCAAAAGCUCAGGAGUGUGUACCUAUGCAGCUGGUCUCACAGUGUGAAGAGGCUCAGGUGAAAAUGGAAGAAGGGGAGGAAGACAUCGAGAAAAAAGAAGAAUCAAAGAGAGAUUCUGUGACUGAAAGCAUCUCGUGUCCUGUGGAGAAGAUGGAUGUUGCUGCUUUCCCUCAAAACGCUGCUGCGCCUCAUGGACUUAAUUCCGUGUCUUUUUUACGUACUUGUGAGCAAUAUGGUAACUUAAAUUUCAGUAGUAUGCAAAGCACCACAAUCUUAUCUGAAAAAACUGCAACAGGUACUGGAGCUGAAAGUGACAAAAUCGAAAGUCACGACAAUGCAACUUUAAAGGUUGAUUUGUGUGCUAGGGAAGCCAUUAACAUUACAUCAACUGGUGAUCGAAGCAGUGUGGAGAGAGAGGUAGCAGAGCAUCUAGCAAAAGGGUUCUGGAGCGAUAUUUACAGUACAGAAGCCUGUCAAAUCCAUUUGCCAUCUGCAGUGCCAAAAGAACGCUUGGAGCCUGCAUAUUCGGGGAAGAAAUCAGAGUGUCCGUGGCUGGGUAUCAGGAUCAGUGAAAGUCCUGAGCCUUGCUCUCAAAGAACUUUUACGACAUUGAGUUCUGUCAAGUGCCCCUUCAUAAGCAAUCUCAGUACUGAAGGAUGCUCCAACAGCUCUGAAAUAAGCAGUGGAGAUUAUGUUCAAGGGCAGCAGCAAGAACAGUGUCCCUAUAAUUAUGUGAUAAGUUUGGGGGAGGAUUCAGAAACCGAUACCGAGGGAGACAGUGAAUCCUGUUCAGCUAGAGAACAGGAAUGUGAGGUAAAACUGCCAUUUAAUGCUCAAAGGAUUAUCUCCCUUUCCAGAAAUGACUUCCAGUCAUUUCUGAAGAUGCAUAAAUUAACCCCUGAGCAGUUGGACUGUAUCCAUGAUAUCCGCAGACGAAGUAAGAAUAGAAUUGCAGCGCAGCGAUGUCGUAAGAGAAAACUUGACUGCAUACAAAACCUUGAAUCCGAAAUUGAGAAACUGCAAAAUGAGAAAGAAAACUUGCUGAAGGAGAGAAACCUCAUUUUGUCAACUCUGGGCGAGACAAAGCAGAAUCUGACCGGUCUUUGCCAGCAGGUGUGUAAGGAAGCAGCCUUGAGUAAUGAGCAAAUACAAAUACUUGCAAAAUAUUCUUCCUCAGAUUGUCCACUUUACUUUUCAUUCCCGGAGAGAGAACGAACAGCUCCAUCUGAGGGCGAGCUCACAGCACCAACGACUGCAGAGUUAGUAGAUGGUCUUUUGAGUGUUACACCUACAGAGGAGCAGAGUUCUUGUUAUCAGCGUGUGAAAGGUGUGUGUGAUGCAACAUAUGAUCAAGUACAAGAACUACAUCCAGUUCCUGUAAGAACAUUGGAAAAAACUUCACUUGUGGAACAGUGUGGACAGAGUGGUGCUAUCACAGACUUCUGUCAGCAAAUGACUGAUAAAUGCACUACAGAUGAGUAAAUCUAUCCUCUUCCUGUUGCCAGCUUCUCAGCAUUGCAAUUUAAAAUGAAAUUGAGCGUUAUCGUGCAGCAAUUUACUAAGUGAAAGGAAAGAUGAAUAUUUCUUUUAAAACUGUAUGGAGAAUUACACAGCCAUUAUUUGCAAGCUCUGGUUUGCUCUGUGUACUUCUAAAGUGUAAUUUGUACGUGUCAGCCUUGGAGGUUUUUUCUGCGUGGUGAUGGUAAGGAAUGUUCAAGUAAGUUGUUUGAAAAUAUAAAUGUUGUACACAGAUGUUGAUUUGUGAGGAAGUUUGCAUUCAGAUAUAAGUAGCCUUCACUCUGGUUUAUGCCACAGUACCUAAUGCCGCUCUACAUCUCAAGUAAACGUUCCUGACAGGUGUUCAUCAUAAUGACUUCUAUACAUGGAGUGCUUUUCUCUUUACGAUAGUUUUUUGUUCUCUCUCUGUCAGACAAACCGUAGGAAGCAUAUAUAUAUAGCUUUGUAAAUGUUUGUUUUUUAGAUGAGUUAAGAUAACAUGACAGUUUGAGGAGAUUCUGGCAGAUGCGCUCUAGAACAACUCAUUGCUUCCUGCUGUUCCCAUCCCUGUUACCAGAGCCAGCUUCUGUUGAAUAUUUGUCUUAGCUCUCCCAUGUAUAGUUCAGAUGACUGGAAAAGCAAAGGUGCUGCAGCAUACUGCUCUCUUCUCUGGUUUUUGUGUGAGAAAUAACGUAGUACAAAAGGCAGAAAUUUGAUAAAAAUCUGUUGUUUUUACAGCAUGCAUUGGAUCCUCUGGCAUCUGAAUCCCAGGUGCUUGUUGAAAUUCCUUGAUGUACAAUGACGUUCUAUCCUAGCACCUAUUGACCUUAUUGCUAUUUGUGAUAAAUUGGAAUCAAAGUCUUGUGAAAGAUUAAGGACAGUUGUUGUUAUUGAGGUAGUCAGGCACAAAUUCUUCAUAACCUGAGUGUCUGAUUACAUUUUAAGUAAUCUGUUUUUGUUCUCUGAUCACUGGGACCAGUAAAGAUCUACUUCAGAAUUUUAAUUCUCAGAAUACAUUUAUGGCGAAACCUGUAGUGCAUUUUCAAUGGCUUAUGUGACAAGUAUAAAUGUAUAAAAAGUAUAAUGGAAAAGAGCUGUAAAGAUGACUUUCACUUCAUUUGUGAAGGAGAAAUUCAGCCACUAAGAUAAAAGAAACUUAAAGUAAUCCCUCUCUUAUUUAAGAUUUUUAUGUGGAAGUAGAUGCAUAUUGUAUACUGAUGAUUCUUUGUUACUUAAAUGUUAUUCUCACACCAGAACUAAGUAUUGAACCUCACCACAGAAAACUUUGAUUUUGCUGGUUUACAAAACAUGAAGAAUCUUUUACAAGCCAGUGGAAUUCUUCAUUUCCUACCUCAGAAUGUGUAUUAGCUGUUUGUGUCUUUGUGUGCAUGUAUAGUAGGCAGCAGCUAGAGCGAAGGACUAUUGUAAAUACUGCUUUGCAGUUUUGUCUUGCAGUGAGACAAAACUUGCUAAAGAAACUUCUUGGCAAUUUUUUUUUCUUCUUACUAGGUAACAUAGCAUUAAUAAGUAUAUUAAGACUAUCAGGCCACUUAUUUAAAACAAAAAUGAAAAUUGAUGAGUUUUGGCUGUACUUCUCUUAACCAGCACCUAAUACAAGUGACUACACUACCUCACCUGUGGGAUUGAAGGUUAAUUCAAAUCUCUAGUAAUAUCUUUGGAUUUUCAUUAUAUAUCCUUACUUUAAGGGGAAAAUUUAUGUUAAUGGAGCAUAGCUUGUAUAAAUCACAGUGCUUGCGGUGAUUGAAAUUCAGAAAUAAGUACUUUAUUGUGGACAUCAUGAAACUUACUACUUCAGAAAAACUCAGAUAAUUGAAUUGAAAUUCUUUUAAAUGAACAGCAUUUACAUAUGUUGAUCCUGUAUGUGCUUUACUCAUGAAGCUCUGUGUGUCUGUUCUCCAGUAUCUGUUUAUCUCUGAUUAAUUUAAUACUGCCUCCCUCAUGUGCUGCCAUCACGGGCAGUAUAUUAAGUGUCUGUUUUUCUUGUUGGUUUGCUUUAUAAGUAAUAUUAAAAGCAGAGUCCCAAACCUUCUACUGUCCAUACAUAACAUCACUUUUUAAAGUUGGUGAUAUUCUGAAAUGACACGGAUAAUGACAUUAAAGCAUUAUCCUAUAAUACGUGUACUUUAAAAUGGGAUUUCUUGGGUUAGAUCUAUUUGUUAUGAAUUGAGUGUGUAUAUAGACAAUGACUGGCUGGGAAUAUAAAGGAGUCCAGUGGCCCUAACCCCUGAUUGACCUGGCUGUGGAUGAAAUGAGGUCCGUGAUGACCAAGUCCCAGAAGGUAGAGUAUCCACCAAAAAGAGUUGUGCUCCAUUGCCACGGUCUGAUCAGCCAUGGCUGAAUUCCAUCUAGCAAACGUUGUGGGGCUUCCAGUGUGGAAGCAGUGGCUGUUAUUUCAUGUCUGGUUAUGAUAAAAUUAAUGUAAUGUAUUUAAUCCUAUGAUGAAGUUCAAGGGUAGGCUUUUGCUUAACCAGCUGUAUCUAAAUUUGUAAAAUAUUUAUUUAAUACACUAGACACACAAGUUGCAUGUUGACUUCUAUAGGCUAUACCAUCAACUUGCAGAAGUUAAAAAUGAAUGACAGUUUUCUGAUACUGAUUCUCAGGUAAAUGUUUUGGAGUUUUUUUUUUCCAGUAAAGAAAUAGUCAAUUUUGAAAUUGUAAAAUACUUUGUUAAAGCAUGUUUUAAAGUACUUUGGACAGAAUAUCUUAAAGCCAUAAGGGUAUGAUGGCAUACAGAUUGUAAAAUAAACAGAUAAUUACAACAGUUGAUUUUGUAUCUUUCAUAAUUCAGUAUUUUCUAAGACUACAAUAAAAACCACUAUCCUUUCUACAAA
Molecule: messenger RNA, 9312 nt
Organism: Gallus gallus (chicken)
Lineage: Eukaryota; Metazoa; Chordata; Aves; Galliformes; Phasianidae
Gene: BACH1
Product: BTB domain and CNC homolog 1
Exons: 5
Coding region: 4148-6445 (765 amino acids)
Biological process (GO): regulation of transcription by RNA polymerase II
Molecular function (GO): protein binding; DNA-binding transcription factor activity, RNA polymerase II-specific; RNA polymerase II cis-regulatory region sequence-specific DNA binding
Source: RefSeq, a predicted model, not a curated record